AUGGAGGAGGAGACGGGGGAGGAGCAGAGUGAGGAGACGGGGGAGGAGCAGAAGGAGGAGACGGGGGAGGAGCAGAAGGAGGAGACGGGGGAGGAGCAGAAGGAGGAGACGGGGGAGGAGCAGAAGGAGGAGACGGGGGAGGAAAGGAGGAGACGGAGGGGGGGGGAAGAAGGAGGAGACGGAGGGGGGGGGAAGAAGGAGGAGACGGGGGAGGAGCAGAAGGAGGAGACGGGGGAGGAGCAGAAGGAGGAGACGGGGGAGGAGCAGAAGGAGGAGACGGGGGAGGAGCAGAAGGAGGAGACGGGGGAGGAGCAGAAGGAGGAGACGGGGGAGGAGCAGAAGGAGGAGACGGGGGAGGAGCAGAAGGAGGAGACGGGGGAGGAGCAGAAGGAGGAGACGGGGGAGGAGCAGAAGGAGGAGACGGGGGAGGAGCAGAAGGAGGAGACGGGGGAGGAGCAGAAGGAGGAGACGGGGGAGGAGCAGAAGGAGGAGACGGGGGAGGAGCAGAAGGAGGAGACGGGGGAGGAGCAGAAGGAGGAGACGGGGGAGGAGCAGAAGGAGGAGACGGGGGAGGAGCAGAAGGAGGAGACGGGGGAGGAGCAGAAGGAGGAGACGGGGGAGGAGCAGAAGGAGGAGACGGGGGAGGAGCAGAAGGAGGAGACGGGGGAGAAGCAGAAGGAGGAGACGGGGGAGGAGCAGAAGGAGGAGACGGGGGAAGAGCAGAAGGAGGAGACGGGGGAAGAGCAGAAGGAGGAGACGGGGGAAGAGCAGGAGGAGGAGACGGGGGAAGAGCAGAAGGAGGAGACGGGGGAAGAGCAGAAGGAGGAGACGGAGGAGCAGAAGGAGACAGAGAUGGAAUUUUGGUCACCUUGCAAGAUCAAUAUGAUGUUGGGAGCAGAAGUUUGUCUGUACAUUCAGAAGGAACUAGCAAGACAAUCAAAGUUUGUCGAAAGCUACACAGAGUUCAUGGGGAUGUAUGAAGAUUUAAGACAUAUGGUAAUAGUAAUCAUAACAGAUGCCAUUUCAUAUUACAUGCCACAUCAGAUAUCUUUAAAAAACUAG
Schistocerca gregaria is the source of this 1062-nucleotide messenger RNA. RefSeq names its product cilia- and flagella-associated protein 251-like. The record is from RefSeq and is a predicted model, not a curated record. The coding region runs from base 1 to 1062 and encodes 353 amino acids. The transcript is spliced from 5 exons. NCBI's taxonomy places the organism in Eukaryota, Metazoa, Arthropoda, Insecta, Orthoptera, Acrididae.